Molecule: messenger RNA, 1551 nt
Organism: Benincasa hispida (wax gourd)
Lineage: Eukaryota; Viridiplantae; Streptophyta; Magnoliopsida; Cucurbitales; Cucurbitaceae
Product: gamma-secretase subunit APH1-like protein
Biological process (GO): positive regulation of catalytic activity; protein processing
Cellular component (GO): membrane
Source: RefSeq, a predicted model, not a curated record
CACCUUAGGAUUUGGUCAUUCGAACAAAAAUCUCUUGAGAAUUGGGGCAUGGUAGAUUAAAUUUUGGAAUUUCAAACCUGCUAGUAUACAAACAAAUAUCAGUCUCCAAAUUGGGGAAAGCAAGCAAACAAAGCAAAGCAAGGCGAGAGGGCGGAGGCAAAGGAAGAAGGCGAUGACAGUAGCAGCAGGAAUCGGCUACACCUUGAUAGCCUUGGGCCCUUCUCUUUCCCUUUUCAUCUCCGUCAUUGCCCACAAACCUUUCUUGAUUCUUACCCUUCUCUCCAGCACCCUGUUAUGGCUCAUUAGUUUGAUAUUGCUGUCUGCGUUAUGGAGGGGCUUUCUUCCACUGAACUCAACAAUAUUGUGGCCUUAUGCAAUUCUUAUAUUGACUUCGGUUAUUUUUCAAGAAGCUCUACGGGUUCUUUUCUGGAAAGUCUACAGGAGAUUAGAAGAUAUGUUAGAUGCUUUUGCCGACAGAGUUUCAAAGCCGCGUCUAUAUUUGACAGAUAAGAUGCAGAUUGCUCUAGCUGGGGGUUUAGGUCAUGGCAUAGCUCAUGCCGUGUUCUUCUGUCUUAGCCUUCUAACACCAUCAUUUGGUCCAGCGACUUACUUCGUUGAUAGGUGCUCCCAACUACCAUUUUUUCUUAUCUCUGCUAUCAUUGCUCUUGCAUUUGUUACCAUCCAUACUUUCUCUAUGGUCAUUGCAUUCAAUGGAUAUUCAGAGGGGAAGAAAGUGGACCAGUAUUUUGUUCCAGUCAUUCAUCUUGCUGCAGGAAUGGUGACGCUUGUAAACUUUGCAUCUGGAGGUUGUGUAAUUGGUAUACCUCUCCUAUAUAUCAUGGCAAUUCUGACCUUGAUUCACUGUGGGAAAAUGGUUUGGAGAAGAUUGAUGGAAAACCAAAGUCGACUGGGUAAUCGAUAGCAUCAUCAUUGAACUACUCUUCUGCAGUAACAUUGCUAACUCAGCAUCUUGAAGGUAUCUUCAAGCGAAGAACUAUUCUCAGUGGCAAAAACGAUGAACAAGACGAACACAACUUUGUAGCCUAUGGAAAUGCUAUUAUGUUUCUUCUGAAGAAGAAUCCAGCAUUAACAUGAUAACACAUUUCUUAAAGUAUUGAUUACGGUUUCUGUGUUAUACUUAUGGUUUCUUGAACUGUUGAUUCAGAAAUUUUGUGGUCUCAAGGCAAAAGGAGUUGGUGGCAUACUUCACUCAGCAGGUGAAUGAUGCUUUCACAAAUAAUCCUCAUCACAUUGGAUGCUAUCAGACCACCAAUCAAUGCCCAAAUUGAUAAAUGCUUGAAGCCACGGGUAAUAGAUUCAAACAUUGUUUUUUAGAUUUCUCUCUAUAUAUUUUUAAGUGACCUAACACCAUAGGAUUGGUCUAUAAAUAAAUAACGGGGAAAAUAAUAUGAUUAAGGUUGGCAUAUAUUUCCAAGGAAACAAAUCACAAACAGUGUAGGUUCAGUAUGGCUCAAUUGCUAUGAACUUGUAGUAUUAUCCUCGACUUGGUUCGAUUUUCUAAACAAUGUUACCAACAAUAUAGCUUUGCAA